GAUGACGUAACGCGGCCUCGCGACGUCACGCGGCCUCGCGUCGUCCCCGGCCCGCGCCAGCUCCAUGGAGGCGCAGUGCGCGAUCCCCGGCGGGAAAGGCGAGGAGGACGACGCAGAGGAGGCGCGGGAGGUUUUACUGCAGCAGGUGUUCGCAGACAUAGGGGCCAUGUAUCCAGCUGCUGCUGAAGCUGAGAGUGAGGCCCCAGGAACACCUGGUGCUGCCCACACAGGGACCCUUGCAGACACAGAACCCAGCAAGGCCAAGUGCAAUGAUCUAGGGGCCACGUAUACAGUUGGGUCUGACGCUGACAGCGAGGCCACAGAGAGUGAGGCGCAUGGAACACCUGGUACUGCCCACACAGAUUCCCCUCAAGACACAAAACCCAGUAAGAGCAAGCACAAAGAUCGAGGGGCCACAUGUCCAGCUGCUGCUGAUGCUGAGAGCGAGGCAUCAGGGAUACCUGGUGCUGCGCAUCCAGCGACCCCUCCAGACACAAUACCCAGCAAGGGCACGUGCAAUGGGGCCACUUUUGCAGCUGCUGUUGACUCUGACAGCGAGGCCUCGGGGAGCGAGGCACUAGGGACACCUGGUGCAUCCCACGCGGGGACCCCCCCUGAUACAAAACCCAGCAAGAGCACGAGCUACGGUCUAGGGGCCACGUAUACAGUUGGGUCUGACGCUGACAGCGAGGCCACAGAGAGUGAGGCGCAUGGAACACCUGGUACUGCCCACACAGAUUCCCCUCAAGACACAAAACCCAGUAAGAGCAAGCACAAAGAUCGAGGGGCCACAUGUCCAGCUGCUGCUGAUGCUGAGAGCGAGGCAUCAGGGAUACCUGGUGCUGCGCAUCCAGCGACCCCUCCAGACACAAAACCCAGCAAGGGCACGUGCAAUGGGGCCACUUUUGCAGCUGCUGUUGACUCUGACAGCGAGGCCUCGGGGAGCGAGGCACUAGGGACACCUGGUGCAUCCCACGCGGGGACCCCCCCUGAUACAAAACCCAGCAAGAGCACGAGCUACGGUCUACCGGCCACUUUUGCAGCUGCUGUUGACGCUGACAGGGACGCGUCGGGGAGCGAGGCGCUAGGGACACCUGAUCAACAGGCCAUGUUUGCACCUGUUGCUGAGAGCGAGGUCACAGGAACACAUGAUACUGCCCUCACAGGGACCCCUCCAGACACAGAACCCAUAAAAAGCACACGCAAUGGUAGGGUCAGCCGACGGAUAUUCCAUAAACAUAACCUCCUGCUAGUACCCCUUAUCUCCCGCCACCCAUACUUUGCUACCUGUGUCCCUCCACCCACACUCUAUUCUAUGUGUCCUCCCUCUCCAGCUGCUGAGGUAGCAGUUGCUGAUGUGGCCAGGAUGGCGUUUCCGCACCCCCCCUCCGCUCCUGACCCCCCCGGCGAGCGGCAUCGCAGUGGGAUGGCAGAGCGUACAUUCAUGUGUGAUGAAUGCGGGAAGGGAUUCUUCUACACAUCGCACCUGAAGACUCACAUGCGGACGCACUCUGGAGAGAGGCCAUUCGUCUGCCAGGACUGUGGGAAGGCGUUUUCCACAAACUCGAACCUGAAACACCAUCAGAAGACACACACAGGUGAAAAGCCACACGUGUGCCAGAACUGUGGGAAGGGCUUUUCCACCAAUUGUUUACUCAAGACCCACCAAAGGAAGCACACAGGCGAACGGCCCUUUAUCUGCAAGUUGUGUGGGACAGCGUUUGCGCACAAAUCGAGCCUGAAGAACCACCAGAACACGCAUACCACCGAAAAGUCUCUGACCUGUGACAAGUGCGGCAAGUCAUUUGUGAAUCGCGCUAACCUCAAUGCACACAUUAAGAGACAUGCCGCGGAGAAAGAGCAUGCUUGCGAGCAGUGUGGGAAGAAGUUUAUGAUGAUUUCCUACCUGAAAAUCCACCAGAAGACACACACACUUGACGGGAAGCAUGUGUGCGACGAGUGUGGAAAGAAGUUCAUUUAUUUGUCGUACCUCAAGACCCACCAGAGGUGGCACAGCGGGGAACGGCCAUACGUGUGCGAAGUGUGUCACAAGGGCUUUGUGCAGAGCUCAGCCCUCAAGUCCCACCACGUGAUGCACUCCAACGAGCGGCCCUAUGCCUGCUCCGAAUGCGGCAAAACAUUCGCUCAUCGCAAGCACCUGCAGGACCACGGUCGGACGCACACCGGUGAGAAGCCCUUCACCUGCCACGAGUGCGGAAAGUGCUUCUCUCUCAAGUCCAACCUUAAAGUUCACCAGAAGGGCCACAGCGGUGAGCGGGCGUACGUGUGCACGGAGUGCGCCAAGGCAUUCAUAUGCAUGUCUCAUCUGAAGGAACACCAACAAAUGCAUGCUGGACAGAGGACAUAUGUAUGUGACCAGUGUGGGAGCAGCUUUUUGAGCAACAGUCACUUGAAAAAGCAUCAGAAAAAGCAUAAAAUAUAGGCUACACUAGCCACAAAUGCAUGAAUAUAGGAUGAAUUGUAGUAAAUAUAAACAGAUCUAUAUAUUAUUUCCCACCUGAUAUAUGGUACAUAAUAUGGUACCAUGCUUGUAAUUUACAGUUCAUCUAAAGUAUACCUGAUUCAACUGGUGAAGUUUUCAUUGUAUUUUGUAUGUGUUGUAUAUAUUAGGUCUUGAAAAAUAAAAAUAAAUGAAAUGAAAAUUGAAAA
Petromyzon marinus (sea lamprey) is the source of this 2670-nucleotide messenger RNA. RefSeq lists its product as uncharacterized. Gene Ontology annotation, cellular component: nucleus. Gene Ontology annotation, biological process: regulation of transcription by RNA polymerase II; embryo development. Lineage: Eukaryota; Metazoa; Chordata; Hyperoartia; Petromyzontiformes; Petromyzontidae. Gene Ontology annotation, molecular function: RNA polymerase II cis-regulatory region sequence-specific DNA binding; DNA-binding transcription factor activity, RNA polymerase II-specific. The record is from RefSeq and is a predicted model, not a curated record.